UGUCAAGCAGUUGAUAAUGAGGUAUCCACUACUAGACAAAUGAUCAGAGCAACCCAGAGAUUGCCAAUUUCUCAACAGCUUUUUCAAAGAGGAUAAAAGCUUGCAUGGGGCAUGGCAGAAAGAUCCUAUAAUGGGCCAGCAUGUUAGGUGGCAUCUAUCUUCACAAGCUUGGGAGAAAUCUUCCAAGACUUCUUGGUAAUGCAUCAAGGUGGCUUUUUUGUGGAAAUUGUCUUGAAUUUCCAAAGCAGGAGUGGAAUGAAGACUAAAGCACCAACUAUGUACAAAUAUCCAACAAAUGUCCUGUUGUCUGGCAGUGUUUUCCUCUAUCCCCAUUGCUCGAAAUUGGGCCAUAUAUUGAGUUGCCCAAGAAGCAUAUCAACAAGGUAGGAAGCUACCUUUGGGUUGCUGUUAGAUGGGGAAGUAAAGUAUAUGAGUGGCCCAUCUAAAUUCCUCCCAAUGUCUACGUAUCAGAAUAAAUUUAGGAAGCUCCUGGGAAGUGUGUUAUUUGCUUAUCUAGAAGUUUCUUUGAAGCUGAGAUUGUCUUCUUUUCCCUUCCACACAGCUAUUCUUGACUUUUCCUCAUAAGAAAAAUUGAGCCAUUUUGGCCCUUCAGAUAGUUUGGGCUUCAACUCCAGUGUACUAAACUGUUGGUUGCUGGUUUGGUUUGAUAAGAGUUGUUGCCAAAAACCCCUGGAGAGCCAAAAAUCCUCUAAUUUUCCCUUAAAACUCCACAAUGGCUACUUUAUAGAGUGCAUAAUUAAUCAAUUCCAAGUCACUUGUUGGAGUUGGAUCAGAUACCACUGGCAGCUUUAUUCAGUUGUGCCACUAAGCAUAAAAGCUAGAUUCCAACUCUAACAAAAUCCUGAAUUUCUGAAACCUUAACCAAUGGGUAGCAGCCUGUAUGGUGCCUUGGUAAAAAAAAGAACAAUGGUGAAUGGUUUAACUUUCUGGUGAUAGGUUUGUUUUGAUCCUGGACUCAUGCAUCUGACUUUGAGCUUCUGAUGGGUUAUUGCACAAGAGUGAUACUGGACACUGGCAAAGGUUGCCUGGCCGAGAAAUGGCUAUCUUUCUUAGUUGCCUGGCAAUUGAUGGGUAUAAGAUGAGCAUGGAUUAUUUUGUACAGUAGUUAUUGUGUGCAAAAGAUGUUGGUGCUGAGGGAUCUGGGUUACUUCUCUUCCUUAUGGAACUUAGACAUAAAUUUGUGGAUGCUUUGAAAAAGUAGUGUGUUGCUAUGCCGAGCUCAGAGCAAGAUACCUUCAAAUCUGGGUGAGUCUGAAGUCCAUUCCGAGUUCUUUCCCCCUUAUGCGCUGUUUGUCUGAGAUGUGGCGUUGCAUGCAUCUGUCAUUAGCAUGAGCUCACGUUUUCUCAUUCCAUUGUCAUUACAUCUUGUGCCUAUCCUGUGUCUUCCAUAUGCAUCUCUCUGCUGCAUUAUAUUACUGUCUUGUUUUCCUUCAUGUCAGCUAUGAAAAUUGUUCUCCAGACAGAAGGUACUCCAUCACCUCUAUCAUAAUCAUCAUAGCAAUAGCUGUAGCAUUACAUAAAAUGAUUCAGAGGAUUUUUGUAAUUCCUUUUCAACCCUCGAAGGCACCUAAAUUCCCAGUUCUAUGCAUGCUUAUUUAGGAAUGAGUCCUACAGAAUUUAGUGGAGAUUUUCUCAUGGAUAUGCAUGCAUAAGAUCAAAUUAUCAAUCUGUAAAUAUCCCAUUCCAGAAACUGCUUUGAUAUCAUCUGAGCAGAAGAAUUUGUCCCACUACCAUAGCCUGAAAUGUUAUGGAGUUGCCUUAUUUUUAAAAGUCACAAGCCACUCUUUGGAAGUCUGAUUCCAUAACUAUCUUUGAGCGUUCCAAAGGCUGAACAUUUGGUUCUCUGAGGAGAAACAAAUGUGAUCUUUGCACUUUUCUCCAUAACAUUUUCACCACAAACCAAGUGGAUUUAUUUCAUGGCAGAACUAUGCUAUCUGACACUAAAACACUAAUGUCCAGAGAAGGGGUUAAGACAACUGUGAGGAAUUGUACAGGUAAUAUAAUUUUUUUCUGAGUAAUCUUUCACCAUCUUGUAGCCUAACCAACUAUAGCAUUGGUAGUUAGGUCCUAUCUAUGACCCCUUUCAGACUGCACACAUUCUGCCAUGUACAUUAUUGGGUGGAAAAGUGAAACCCAUUGAUGCCAUGUACAUUAUUGGGUGGAAAGGUGAAACCCAUCAAUCUCAGUUUAAUUGUCCUUACCAUUGUUCUUAUAACAUAAGCUGUGUUUCAGAAAGACAGGCACAGACAUUUUCAGGGCAUGAAGAAAUAGGCUUUCAAAAUCUAGAAGAGGAUAUGAUGUGAUCAUCCAAAUACAGUAGUGUUGAACUGGAAUUCCCAGCAUUCUUCAUCAUUGUAUAUGUUGAUCAGAGCUGCUGGGAGUUGCAGAUCAGUAAUACCCGGAGGUCCACACAAUUGGAAACCUCAUCUAGAGCAAGGAAUACAUAUCUAAAAGAUGCUUGCCACUUUUCAUUUCCAUUAUCCAUCUAUUGAGUCAUCCAUCCAUCUUUUGUUUGUCUUGUGUACUCCAUCUCUUCUAAUUUGAAGUAAAUUAUAUAAUGUCUAAAAUCCUGGGGAUCAAGUGCCAAUCAAAAUAGGUUCUUUUGAGGUAUGUGAUGAAUCAAUGACACGGCUCAUUAUAUGCAAGCCUCAUAUUUUUAUAGGCCUGUUGCCACACUCUCCCCUAGUUAAGUUUUCUCUUGAAGUUUAGUGCAGGUGAGUGUCCAGUUCAUAGCAUAUGUGAUCACUUAUUUAGCCCUUCCAAUUCUGUAAUAUGCUCAAAGACCACAAGAGCCUAUACUCUGGGUGCAUAAAAGCUGACAUAUUGAGUCAUACAUACAACCCAACCUUCCAGAAUGAUAAUAAGACUGGACUGGUGAUAUACUCCCUUCUUCCAACAGAAACGGAUGAAGCCAUGCGCUCCUUUGCAGAGAAGGUCUUUGCUUCAGAGGUCAGAGAGGAAGGCCACCAGGAAAUCUCUCCCUUUGAUGCAGAAGAGAUCUGCCCUAUCUCAGACAAAGAAAAUAAAGAGCACAUGAUCCAGGAGGAGACUGAAGGUGAUGCUGGAAAACGGAAGAAGAGGCUCUUGAGACUAAAAACCAUUGCAUUGGUUGUUCCUCUUAUAGGAAAGUCUUCAACCAAAUUGUCUACCUUGGAUGAGGUUAUGUCUACCAAUACUUCAUACCAAACCGUGCCCAAAUUUCAACGUGUGCAGAUUACAGGAGAUUAUGCUGCUGGGGUGACAGUGGAGGACUUUGAAAUAGUCUGCAGUGGCCUAUACCGUGCCCUAUGCAUACGAGAGAAGUAUAUGCAGAAGUCCUUCCAGCGUUUCCCCAAGACACCCUCCCAGUUCCUGCGCACUAUUGAGAAUGAGACAUGGAAACCCAAUGAUGAUCUGUGGCCAGUGUUUAACCCAGCUGUGAAACAUGGUGAAGAUCCUUUCCGGUCUGACAAUCUCCCUGAGAAUUUGGGCUACCACGUGCAAAUGAAGGAUGGUGUGGUGUACAUCUAUGCUGAUAAAGCAGCCGCUGCCAGGGGUGAGCCCAAGGACCUGCCCUAUCCUAACCUGGAGGUCUUCAUUGAUGACAUGAACUUCCUGCUGGCCCUUAUAGCUCAGGGGCCCGUUAAAACUUAUGCACACCGACGCCUUAAAUUCCUUUCCUCCAAGUUCUGUGUGCACGAGAUGCUGAAUGAGAUGGAAGAAUUGAAAGAGCUGAAGAAGAACCCCCAUCGGGACUUCUAUAAUUGUCGGAAGGUCGACACGCACAUCCAUGCUGCCGCUUGCAUGAACCAGAAGCACCUGCUGCGAUUCAUUAAGAAGUCAUUCCGGGUUGAUACUGAAAGGGUGGUGUACAAAUCCAAGGACCGGUCAUUAACACUGAAGCAGCUCUUUGAACACCUCAAACUGGACCCCUAUGACCUGACAGUGGACUCACUUGAUGUUCAUGCAGGCCGCCAGACCUUCCAGCGCUUUGACAAGUUCAAUGCCAAGUAUAACCCUGUGGGAGCCAGUGAGCUACGUGAUCUCUAUCUGAAGACUGAAAAUGCCAUCAAUGGUGAAUAUUUUGCUACCAUCAUCAAGGAGGUUGGCUCAGACCUGGAAGAUGCCAAAUACCAGUAUGCAGAGCCACGAUUGUCCAUCUAUGGGCGUUCGCCAGAAGAGUGGCCCAAAUUAGCCAAAUGGUUCAAUGAACACCGCGUUUAUUCACCCAACAUGAAAUGGAUGAUCCAGGUGCCCAGAAUCUAUGAUGUGUUCAGGAAGCAGAACUUUCUGCCUCAUUUUGGGCAGAUGCUGGAGAACAUUUUUGUCCCAGUGUUUCAGGCAACAGUCAACCCACAGGACAAUAAAGAUCUGAGUGUUUUUCUACGUCAUAUUACUGGUUUUGACAGCGUAGAUGAUGAAUCCAAACACAGUGGGCACAUGUUUUGUACCAAGAGCCCCAAGCCCGAUGAGUGGAGCCAUGAGAAGAAUCCAUCCUACACGUAUUAUCUGUAUUACAUGUAUGCUAACAUCAUGGUGCUCAAUAACCUUCGACGGGAACGUGGCAUGAACACCUUCCUCUUUCGUCCUCAUUGUGGAGAAGCAGGUGCUAUCACCCACCUGAUGGCUGCCUUCAUGACUGCAGAUAACAUCUCUCAUGGAUUGAACCUGAAGAAGACUCCUGUGUUACAGUAUCUGUACUUCCUAGCCCAGAUUCCCAUUGCCAUGUCCCCACUCAGCAACAACAGUCUCUUCCUUGAAUAUGCCAAGAACCCACUUCUCGAUUUCCAUCAGAAGGGACUGAUGGUGUCACUUUCCACUGAUGAUCCAAUGCAAUUCCACUACACCAAGGAACCUCUCAUGGAAGAGUAUGCCAUUGCUGCCCAGGUCUUCAAACUUAGCACCUGUGACAUGUGUGAGAUCGCACGUAAUAGUGUCCUCCAAAGCGGUCUUUCUCAUGAGGAAAAGCUCCAUAUGUUGGGAAAGACUUACCAAGAGGAGGGGCCACAGGGGAAUGACAUCCGCAAGACUAACGUGGCUCAGAUCCGCAUGGCCUACCGCUACGAGACGUGGUGCUAUGAGCUCAACCUUAUCGCCGAAGGGCUGAAAACCACUGAAUAGGAAGCUCAGUGCAGCAGCUUAUUAUGUCAGAGAAGGUCUCAAAAUGAAGAAAUAACCAUGCUGUUCAAGUUGGGACAAUUAAAGGAGUGGGGAAAACUGGGGUUAGAGUCCUACAUGGUUUCCUCCAGAAAAUAUACAUCUGUUGAAAAGAAAAA
This is a messenger RNA of Anolis carolinensis (green anole), 5276 nucleotides long. RefSeq names its product adenosine monophosphate deaminase 1 (gene ampd1). Gene Ontology annotation, molecular function: AMP deaminase activity. Gene Ontology annotation, cellular component: cytosol. Gene Ontology annotation, biological process: AMP metabolic process; IMP salvage. NCBI's taxonomy places the organism in Eukaryota, Metazoa, Chordata, Lepidosauria, Squamata, Anolidae. The coding region runs from base 2794 to 5121 and encodes 775 amino acids. The record is from RefSeq and is a predicted model, not a curated record. The transcript has 14 exons.